AUGCUCGUACGCGACUUUAUUGAUGAUUCACUUUAUAACCCUCAUUAUGGAUUCUAUACCUCGAAUGAUCCUAUUCGCUCAUCUCGAUACUCGAAUACCGAAUUAUUUAAGCCUUGGUAUGCAAGUGCUAUUGCUAAAUAUAUGGUCUCUGAAUACAAAUUGAAGCUAUAUCCUCAUAAAGAUUUGAUUAUAUAUGAAAUUGGAGGUCGACAUGGUCGAUUGAUGACGCAUAUUCUGGACUAUAUUGAACGUUAUGAACCCUCUGUGUAUCAACGUACACAGUAUAGAAUGAUUGAACUAUCAGACAGACAGAAACAACAUCAUGGCAUUGUACAAGUCUUGGAUCAGAACAUCUUUGACUGGAAUACACUUGUAACAGACCAGUGUUUCUUUUUAGGCGUCAAAGUGAUUAAUCACUUUGCUCAUGAUGUGAUACGUUAUGAUGAAAAUCAAGUACCAUAUCAAGGUUUAGUCUGUAUGGACAACAAACACUCCUUGACAGAGAUAUUCGAACCCGCUCAAGAUGCUACUAUUGAACGCUAUUUAUCAUUACAAAAGAAACUUGGUAGUAAAUACAAUAAGCAAAAUUGGUAUAGCCGAUGGUUUAGGCAGUGCCAUUCAAUCGAGUUUAUACCCACACGCCUGCUGGAAUUGAUGGAUAUCCUGAAUACAUGGUUUCCAGGUCAUCGCUUGAUUUUGACAGAUUAUGCUUCUUUAUCCAAUACUAUUGGAGGCAUGAAUGCACCACUUGUUCAGACAGAUUAUCAUGGCAGCAUAUUACCUUCCAAUACGUACUUGUUGAGUCCAGGCUGGUAUCCUAUCUUCCCUACUAAUUUUGAACAGCUACGAGACAUGUAUCUCUUGAUCUGCGUUAAGUCCAUGCAAUAUAGUGAUUUCUUGGAACGUUAUGGUGAACCAGAGAACCAAAGACUCUAUCAACCUAAUGUCAAGGUUUUGUUGACAUAA
Gilbertella persicaria is the source of this 966-nucleotide messenger RNA. RefSeq names its product S-adenosyl-L-methionine-dependent methyltransferase. Gene Ontology annotation, molecular function: protein-arginine omega-N symmetric methyltransferase activity. The coding region runs from base 1 to 966 and encodes 321 amino acids. Gene Ontology annotation, cellular component: mitochondrion. The transcript is spliced from 5 exons. NCBI's taxonomy places the organism in Eukaryota, Fungi, Mucoromycota, Mucoromycetes, Mucorales, Choanephoraceae. The record is from RefSeq and is a predicted model, not a curated record.